CUCUCCGGGCGGAGCCUGCCUCGGUGGGCGCUGCUUUGACUUUCGCCGCAGGCUCCGGCCAAGUCGCACUGCUGCUCCCACGCCGCUCCGGACGAUGCCGUCCUCCUCGCUGGAGGCAGCCGCUUCGCCAUGGAGGAGCGGGACCUGGCGAGCGCCUUGAGCGCCGUUGCUUCCCUCCGGGAUUCCUAUCCUUGUCCCCUCACGCGUUUCCCAAUUAGCGCCACCCCCAGCAGCAUGUGAAGCCCCGAGCACCAUGCCAGCAACGGGCGCGGGUCUGCUCCAUCACUCCCUCCUCCUCUUCCUCCUGCUCCCGGCGCCGCUCUCCGCGGGCUCUCUCCCCUCCAGCGCACCGGGGGAUCCUGGGCUGCUUCCCACCGGCGAGGAGGACGAGACCCCGGCCACCGAGGGACGCCGCACCGGACACCCGGCUAUGAUGGAGAGGCAAAAGAUAGUGGAGAUACCAGACACUGAAACAAGGGCUUCCAGUUCUCAUACACAUAAUGCAGAUACCUUUCUUACCCUUGGCAGUGCCAAAGGAAGGACAUUGAGGACAAUAGGCAACAGUGCUCCUGCUUCUAUAGCUGUAACAGGAAGCUCCACAUCUCAUACUGAAAUGAUUAGAUCUGGUUAUUUAACCCACCAUUCAUCUCCAGUGAUGCGGAUCAGGAGAACCGAGGAGGCCUCACAGAGUACUGUGGAUACUGCUAAGUUUGAAACUGUGACUUUGAACAUAACUUCUCCCGAGACACCAAUUGUUUCAUUUUCAGAAGUUAAUCAUCCAGCCACUGACAGCAGCCGCCACCAUACAGACAGGCACUGGGAUGCAGACAGCAGCACAUCUGGUUUGCAGAAUAAAAGCAGAAACGGUUCAUCCACAAUGGACCGAGAUGCAGAAAGACCGUCCCUGUUUCUUCCAGAGAGUGUCACAGCAGUGGAUCCAGUUUCUCAGACAGAAAUCACUGACUUUCCUGUUCAGACCCAGUUCCCAUCUCAUGCAACACAUUCAAGAGAAAGAAAUACCACAAGGGAUAUCAUGCAGCUUGCUGAGACGUCAGAGGGAACAGCACUUAACCAUCCUCACAUUCCCCUAAAUACAAAAAUAUGUGUAAUACUUGAGGAACUCUUGAAUUAG
Messenger RNA from Anolis carolinensis (green anole), 1132 nucleotides. RefSeq lists its product as uncharacterized. Bases 254 to 1132 code for a protein of 292 amino acids. The transcript has 4 exons. Lineage: Eukaryota; Metazoa; Chordata; Lepidosauria; Squamata; Anolidae. The record is from RefSeq and is a predicted model, not a curated record.